GCACGUCGAUACAUUGCUGCCUCGUAAGUAGAUACAAUCACUCUCGGCUUCACUCAAGAAGCUAAUACACGCCCCCCUUUCCAGUCGUCAUGUCUAGCAAUAGCUCCAUCGUGCCAACCGUCGACAGCUACCUCUCGACCAUCUGCUCCUCCGACCCAUGCACAAACACUACCUUGACCUCGGUCGCCGAUUCCAUCAUUCAAGGCUGUGCUAGCGACUUGACCAAGUUUGGUGUCGACAACCAGACUGUCAGGGACAUGAUCGACUUGUAUCCCCUCGCCAGAGAGGUCGUCUGUCUCAAGACCGAGGAUCCCGAGAGCCUCAAUAACGCUACCAUUCCUCUCGACUCGACCGCUUACAACACUACCAACGGGACUUUCUGCGUGACCGAGCUCCUCACCGAUCUGUCCGGAUACAUAGGUGCCAACCUCACAACGAAAUACAUUGAAACCGUCGUUCUCGGUGGCAAUGGAUCUGCUCUGCAGAUCCUGGAACACGUCCCUAUCGAGGCCAUCUGCACCGACUGCAUCUUUGCCGCGAUCGAUGUGGUUUACACAGAGUACCCCGCCAUUGGAAACUACUCAGUUGGCAAGAACAUGACCAUUGACGGAUGGUUGAAUAUGACUUGCCCAGCUUACAACACCACCACGAACGGAACGCUCCCCGCUUCCAUUGAUGAGGUCGCUGCCAACUCGACCUUCCCCGAGACCAUCAUCGGCGCCCAUGGAACUUACACGCCUGGUUCCGCUGCUGUCCCUGCACCAACCCUCAACUCAACCAACGAGCAACAAUGGGGAAUCGCCUCCCUCGUCGGAGCCUCAGUCUACAGUACCGCCGCUGCCGCCGCCACCGACGCUGUCCCCACCGUCACCGGAAUGCCCAUGAUGUCUGGAGCACCCAGCGCUCCCGCCAUGCCUUCCGCCGCCGCCUCUGGUAUGCCCUCUGGCGGAGUCAUGAGCGUCAUCUCUAGUGCUCUUGCCAGUGGUGGACCUGCCGGUCCCGCCGGACCUGCUCCGACUCUUCAAGCUCCUUCUGGAUCCGUGAGCGCUCCUGCUGCUCGACGAACCCUCGGAAACAUGCAGGAGAAGAAGCGAUGGAUCGGAGAGUGGUAAAAGCGAUGGUCAACUAGGAGGUUGAACUCGAACGAGGAUUGUUUUUCUUGUACGUCUUUCGAAACGCUAUAAAUGCCGCGGAUCGCACUGCGUCCGUACGACUCCUCUAUGCACAGUCUACAUACAU
Messenger RNA from Kockovaella imperatae, 1239 nucleotides. RefSeq lists its product as hypothetical. NCBI's taxonomy places the organism in Eukaryota, Fungi, Basidiomycota, Tremellomycetes, Tremellales, Cuniculitremaceae. The record is from RefSeq and is a predicted model, not a curated record. The transcript is spliced from 3 exons. The coding region runs from base 90 to 1112 and encodes 340 amino acids.